ACGAACAAGUGCGCUACGCCGAGGGCACCAGCUGAGGGCGAGCAGACCUCGAGCAGCCGCCGGCGCCGCGGCCGUUGCUACCAUCACAGCACAGUCGGGGUCUCAGGCCCAGAAGGCGGUGACCGAGGAUGUCGUCCACCGCGGCCUUUUGCCUUCUCUCUACUCUGGGGGGGUAUUUGGUCACCUCGUUCUUGUUGCUUAAAUACCCAGCGUUGCUGCACCAGAGAAAGAAACAGCGAUUCCUCAGUAGGCACAUCUCUCACCGCGGAGGUGCUGGAGAAAACCUGGAGAACACCAUGACAGCCUUCCAGCAUGCAGUUACCAUCGGGACGGACAUGUUAGAACUGGACUGCCAUAUCACAAAAGAUGAGCAAGUUGUAGUGUCGCAUGACGCAAAUCUGAAGAGGUCAACCGGGGUCAACGUAAACGUCUCUGAUCUCAAAUACUGUGAGCUCCCACCUUACCUUUGCAAACUGGACGUCCCAUUUCAGAGAGCGUGCAAGUGUGAAGGAAAAGACACCCGAAUCCCGCUGCUGAAGGAAGUGUUUGAGGCCUUCCCUGAGACCCCCAUCAACAUCGACAUUAAAGUGAACAGCAACGUGCUGAUUCAGAAGGUCUCAGAACUGGUGAAGCAGUAUAAGCGAGAACACCUGACGGUGUGGGGCAACGCCAACUCUGAGAUUGUAGACAAGUGUUACAAAGAGAACUCAGAUAUUCCUAUACUCUUCAGCCUGCAGCGUGUUCUGCUCAUCCUCGGCCUGUUCUUCACCGGCCUCUUGCCCUUUGUGCCCAUUCGAGAACAGUUCUUUGAAAUUCCAAUGCCCUCUAUCAUACUGAAGCUAAAAGAACCUCACACUAUAUCCAAAGGUCAUAAGUUUCUCAUCUGGCUUUCUGAUACCUUAUUAAUGCGGAAAGCUUUAUUUGACCACCUCACUGCCCGGGGCAUUCAAGUAUACGUUUGGGUUUUAAAUGAGGAACAUGAGUACAAAAGAGCCUUUGACCUGGGAGCGACUGGAGUGAUGACAGACUACCCGACAAAGCUUAAGGAGUUCUUAAACAAUUUUUCACCAUAAAAAAAAGUAACUCCGAAUCAUUCAAAGGAGUCAUGACCAGAAAAGAUCUGAGGAGAGGUGUGUUAACCAUGGUGUCCCUGGGAUUUCCAGGGUGAUAAAAGGUUUAAUCAGUUAAGUUUUAAUACCUCAUUUUUUUAAGUCUGUAUGGGAAUGUAGAAACUUCCCUAUCUUGUGUAUUUAUUUUCACCAAUAUUGCAUAUUUUACAUUGGUAACUUGUUUGAAGGUAACCGGCGCUGAAAUGUAGAUCAUUGAUCAAGGUAUCUGCAUAGGAUGCAGUAUUCUACUAUUGUAAAUCUGAAAUCAAAGGCUAGAGGCAAACUGUGUGUUAGCCUUCACUGAAACAGGAUCAACCGCCAUCAGAGAAGAUUCCUGAGCAGGGCAUGGUGACUUGAGCCUGCCAUCCCAGCACACAGGAGGCUGAGGCAGGAGGAUCAGGGGUUUGAGGCCAGCUUGGGCUACAUAAUGAAACCCUGUCUUAAUUGGUUUUUUUUGUUUUGUUUUGUUUUGUUUUUUUAGUAAAAAAGCAGAAAAUUAUUGAAGGCCAUUACAGCCAUUUUUGAAUUGUCUCUUAUGUCUAGGUGCAUUUUAGUUUAAGGGAAAAUACAGGGGAAGAGGAACCUGAAAGAAAUGUGUAGUUCUUACCUGGUAGGGUGUGUCCUGUUCACAGAGGGAAAAUUCAAGCCAAUAAGAGUUUAUUAUAUGGAAAUUCAAUCUGUGGGCUGAGACUGACUCCUGGGUUGUGGUUGCUAAUGGAGACAUUCCAGUUGGAGUCUUUGUUUUUCAGGUAUGUGACAAUGCUGUCAUGCCAAUUUUUUCUUAUGUCUUUAAAAAUAGACGUUAUAAUUAUAAAGUAAGGCAAGAUCCAAUUAGUCAUGUUUUUAUGUUUCCUCAAGAAUAUUUGAUUCGAUUCUUUGGGCUUGAGUAGACUGAACCUGGAUGUGGGCUGUCAGUGACGUGGCAGCCUUAUAGUGAUUGGCUGGUGGGAGCACCGUUUAUCGAGAGUGCCUGCUCCUGGCUCGAGCUCACUUCAGUCCUCUGAGGCGCAGACACAGCCAGUUUCCCAGCAUUACAAGCCGCUUCCUCUGCCUUCCCAUGUGACUUCAUGCAGAUCCGUCUCUAGCCUUUUUGACUAAUUUUCAUGAUGUCAGAUGGGGAGAUAAAUUCAGUAUAGCAUACUAGACGUCUUUUGCCUAAAUUAUGUCUCUGCUACGGGGUCUGCCACGCACAGCAAUGGAGGACGGCCUCACUCUCCUUCUGUCGCUUUGUGGUCUAAAUUGUAAUAAAGUUUUACAAGAAUAAAA
Apodemus sylvaticus (European woodmouse) is the source of this 2375-nucleotide messenger RNA. RefSeq names its product glycerophosphodiester phosphodiesterase domain containing 1 (gene Gdpd1). Gene Ontology annotation, biological process: N-acylethanolamine metabolic process; glycerophospholipid catabolic process. Gene Ontology annotation, molecular function: phosphatidylcholine lysophospholipase A1 activity; phosphoric diester hydrolase activity. The record is from RefSeq and is a predicted model, not a curated record. The coding region runs from base 129 to 1073 and encodes 314 amino acids. Gene Ontology annotation, cellular component: endoplasmic reticulum membrane. The transcript is spliced from 10 exons. NCBI's taxonomy places the organism in Eukaryota, Metazoa, Chordata, Mammalia, Rodentia, Muridae.